AUGGCCCCCGUCGGUCCUCGAGUCUCAAAAGAAGAUUUCAUGCACGCACUAGGCCUGAACCCGCAUGAUCCACAGCAUGAGCAGUAUUACCGCGCUAUGCGAGAUGAGGCUAUCAUGGUCUACAACCGCAUGAAUCAAGACACCUCCCACCUCCUCGACAACGUGCGCGCCGACCCAAACACCCGCCCCCCAUUCUUCUGGCACCACAUCCGCCCUGAUCACCAGCGCUGGGCUAUCAUGGAAAUCUGGCGCAGUGCUGGCCCGCUCACUCGUCCGCUGUUCGAUCGUGGCGUCACGAAUGGCGAGUACGGUCCGAAUUGGGUGGCUGGGUGGCUGUUGUACAGUGUUUUCCGUUCGCGGGAUGUAAGGAAUAAUCGAAAUCGGCGGAAGGGGGAGAGUAGUGGCGUGGCUGAUGAUAGGAGGAUUAGACAGGUUGAGGAGGCACCUAAGAAGGGUUAUUAUGACCCUGUGCGAAAUGGGACACUCUAG
Molecule: messenger RNA, 489 nt
Organism: Penicillium taxi
Lineage: Eukaryota; Fungi; Ascomycota; Eurotiomycetes; Eurotiales; Aspergillaceae
Exons: 3
Coding region: 1-489 (162 amino acids)
Source: RefSeq, a predicted model, not a curated record